Molecule: messenger RNA, 5435 nt
Organism: Protopterus annectens (West African lungfish)
Lineage: Eukaryota; Metazoa; Chordata; Ceratodontiformes; Protopteridae
Gene: ANO3
Product: anoctamin 3
Exons: 27
Coding region: 704-3649 (981 amino acids)
Biological process (GO): chloride transmembrane transport
Cellular component (GO): plasma membrane
Molecular function (GO): chloride channel activity; protein dimerization activity
Source: RefSeq, a predicted model, not a curated record
AGAAGGAAGUGAUAAGUUGAAUGCUGGCAUGGGUCUGGCUACACCCUUAAAAGUAAUGGUGAAACUGUUCCAAGUGAAAGCUCCCAGGUCCGGAAGAGUUAAACCUUGAAGGGGUUCUGCUGAGCCAGCGUAGCAGGAGCAUUCAUUAUGAAUGGAGGAUACUAUAUUAUUUUAUCAGCGGCGCCCAUUUAUUUCCAUUUACUUUGUUGUUACCAUUGAUAUUUUAGAAUACCACUGGUCGUGUUUGAAACGACUGUUCGUCAGGUCUGGAAAAUUGUUUUAAGAACUAGCGACUCUUCUUAAAACUAGCUACAGAUGAAACUGGUUCUGGAGAAAUGGCAUUGUCUACAGAGAAAAAAGUUAGACUCUACAAAAUGAUGCGUUUUGAACAGAAAUAGAUGCACGAACUGGAUGGGAUAUAAUAAAUGUUACUGAAAUUCUCUACAAGGUAUCACUAUGUCUGCUGUAAAUGUCGAGCUUGCAGACCUUUCUACAGCCCGGCGUGAGUUCGACUCCAAAACUAAUACUUUUAAAACUUUAUGCAAAGAAAUUGGAGAUUAUUCUCGUAGUCAUCUCAAAUUAAAGUCCAGCAAAUCUGCCCCCAGCGGUUUUGCAUCUUUGGGUCAUCAUUGUCCACUUUCUGAAGAGGAAUCGUUGAUAAACUCACUCUACCCAUCUCCAAAUACAAAGCCAACCAACACAAAUGAUGUUGUGUAAUACAAAAACCUUGAAUCAUUCAGUACAACAGUCUACGAGUUUGUCAUCUGACUACAGCACACCAGGACAUGAAGAUCAAAAAAAUGGAAUGAACACAAGCCUCAGUGAAAUAAGCAAAGAACAGCCACUGAAACACUCAAGAAGAAGUUUACCAUGCAUGGGCAAAAGUCAGACACAUCCACAAAAUUUGAACAGACACUUAUUAUAUCAAUCAAAUCGUGUGCAGCCCCAGCCUAUAAAUGCAGGAGCAUCCAAAAUCAAUGCUAACCAGGAGAAAGAUGGAGGAGUGGAUAUGUUUACAGAUUAUUCAGAACAUAUAACAUAUGAUUCCCGCACAGAUCAAUCCUUACUAAUUCAGAACAAGGUUAACCUUCAGAAACCACAGCUAUGCACUAAAUCUAAAAAGGAGGACAUGAACCAUGCUGUUCAGUCAGGCCUCUUUUUCAAAGAUGGAAAAAAACGCAUUGAUUAUAUCCUUGUUUAUAAAAAAUCAAGCCUUCAGGUAGAGAAAAGAAGCACCUUUGAAAAGAAUCUAAGAGCUGAAGGAUUAAUGUUGGAACGAGAGACAGCGCUGACAAACAGUGAUAUAAUGUUUGUUAAGAUUCAUGCACCUUGGGAAACUCUAUGCAAAUAUGCAGAAAGGAUGAGCAUUCGUAUGCCUUUUAGGAAAAAAUGCUAUUACACUGACUGGAAGAACAAAGCAAUGAGCAGAUUUAAACAAAACUUUCGGCAGUUAAAAGGCUGGCUACCAAGAAAUCCAAUGAAGCUGGACAUAGAAGCCCUGCCUGAUCUUGAGGAGACGGACUGUUAUACAGCCCCAUUUAGUCAAGCAAGAGUACACCAUUUUACGAUAAGUAACAAAGAUUCCUUCUUCAAUAAUUCCACACGAAGUAGAAUAGUUCAUCAUGUACUACAGAGGACAAAGUAUGAGGAUGGAAAAUCCAAAAUGGGUAUUAACAGGCUACUCGGUAAUAACACAUAUGAAGCUGCAUUUCCAGUACACGAGGGAAGUUACAAAAGCAGACAUCCAAUUAAAACAUUUGGAGCCCAAAAUCACAGACAUCUGUUAUACGAGAGGUGGGCCAGAUGGGGAAUGUGGUACAAGUAUCAGCCUUUAGAUCUAAUCAGGAGAUACUUUGGUGAAAAAAUUGGACUGUAUUUUGCCUGGUUAGGCUGGUACACAGGAAUGCUUAUUCCAGCUGCUCUUGUUGGAUUAUUUGUUUUCCUGUAUGGAUUGUUCACCAUGGAUACCAGCCAAGUCAGCAAGGAAAUCUGUGAGGCAAAUGACACCAUCAUGUGCCCUAUGUGUGAGCGCAACUGUUCGUCAUGGAAAUUGAGUGACAGCUGUAUAUAUGCUAAGGUAACAUACCUGUUUGAUAACGGUGGGACUGUGUUCUUUGCAAUCUUUAUGGCUAUCUGGGCAACUGUAUUCUUAGAGUUUUGGAAAAGGAGAAGAGCUGUACUCACUUAUGACUGGGAUCUAAUUGACUGGGAAGAAGAAGAGGAAGAACUUCGCCCUCAAUUUGAAGCAAAAUAUUCUAAAAUGGAACGGGUCAAUCCAAUCACAGGAAAACCAGAGCCAUUCCAACCAUUUACAGACAAGCUGAGUCGUCUCAUGGUGUCUGUCUCGGGAAUAUUCUUCAUGAUUUCAUUAGUACUGACAGCAGUGUUUGCGGUGGUGGUGUACCGCCUGGUUGCCAGGGAGCAGUUUGCAUCUUUCCAGUGGGAAUUUGUCAAAAACAACUGGCAGUUUGCUACAUCAGGCACUGGAGUCUGCAUCAACUUCAUGAUUAUCAUGUCACUCAAUGUGGUCUAUGAAAAGGUUGCAUAUCUUCUAACAAACUUAGAGCACCCCAGGACUGAAUCAGAAUGGGAAAACAGUUUUGCACUGAAAAUGUUCCUUUUUCAGUUUGUUAAUUUGAACAGUUCAAUAUUUUAUAUCGCUUUCUUUCUUGGCAGGUUUGCUGGGCAUCCUGGAAAGUAUAACAAACUGUUUGAAAGAUGGAGGCUAGAAGAGUGUCAUCCCAGCGGCUGUCUCAUAGACCUCUGCAUGCAAAUGGGAAUAAUCAUGGUCCUAAAGCAGAUGUGGAACAACUUCAUGGAACUUGGAUACCCGCUGUUACAAAACUGGUGGUCUCGUCAAAAAAUAAAAAAAGGAGGCCAGAGCAUGGACAGCAAAAUGUUUCUACCUCAGUGGGAAAAAGAUUGGAACCUCCAACCCAUGAAUGCGCAUGGAUUAAUGGAUGAAUACUUAGAAAUGGUUUUGCAGUUUGGCUUCACCACAAUUUUUGUUGCAGCAUUUCCUUUGGCACCCCUUCUUGCUUUACUGAACAAUGUAAUUGAAAUAAGACUGGAUGCAUACAAGUUUGUCACACAGUGGCGAAGACCGAUGCCUUCUAGAGCAACUGAUAUAGGUAUCUGGUAUGGAAUAUUAGAAGGAAUUGGUGUCCUGGCUGUAAUUACAAAUGCCUUUGUAAUAGCAAUUACUUCAGAUUACAUCCCAAGAUUUGUCUAUGCAUUCAAAUAUGGACCAUGUGUAGAUGAAGGUUACCGUCAUGAAAAGUGUUUAAAAGGAUAUGUCAACAGUAGUUUGUCAGUAUUUGACAUGCGUUUGCUUGGUGAGGAAUACUCCGGUUACUGCAGAUACAGGGACUACAGAGCACCUCCCUGGAGUGAAACACCCUAUGAUUUUACAUUGCAGUUUUGGCAUGUUUUAGCUGCUCGUCUAGCUUUCAUCAUAGUUUUUGAGCAUCUGGUAUUUGGAAUUAAGUCUUUCAUUGCCUAUUUAAUUCCUGACAUGCCUAAGGAUUUAUGUGACAGAAUGAGGAGAGAGAAAUACUUGGUCCAGGAAAUGAUGUAUGAAGCUGAACUGGAGCACCUACAAAGAGAGCGAAAAAAGACUGGAAGACAAUAUCAUCAUGAGUGGCCUUAAAAGUUUGUUGUGUAGAUAGCAGACUAAUGGAACUCCGUUGUUACAGCUAAAGGACCAAAUUAGCUUCUGUCACUACCCAGAGUUAUUAGUGUGCCACAACUCCUAUUCCAAAGUAUAAGGCAAGUUUUUGGCCAUGAAAUAAGGAAACAUCUCGGUGUACGUUGGUAAUGUGCUUGGUGUGCAUCUCAGCAGUUAUGCAUUUCUAGUAUAAGGAAAUCAACUGGCCCAUCUUAAUACCUCCAGGUAACAGAGCUGAAUAAGCUUCAGUUCUUCAGUGAGUUCCCACAACUGACUUUUGUUGAUGUGUAAUAUGUUUAGUCCAAAGCACAAUAGCAUUACAGAAUUGCAGUUAUUGUGACACGCAGCACAGUUUAAAAUGAUUUACCUUUUCCAUUUAAAAAUGUAUUCAAGAGCUAAAACUGUGAAAGCUUAGUUAACACAGCAUUGGCCAAGCUCAAAUCAGUUUGCAUAUGACCAACCCUCUAACUGAUUUAUACUAAAUAGCAAAAUGCAAUGAACAAGAAAUAUGAUUAUAGUAUACUUACAGUUUUGCAAUACAAUAUCAAUAAAAUAGAUGACACAAGUAAAAUAAACAAAACAUUCUACAGAAAAGUGCUUACAGUUGCAAGCUAACAGCAUUACAUUCAGAAACAGAGAGAGAAAGAACUGCUCAAUAUUCUGGCAAAAAAGACCAUCUUAAUUCAAGAAAUGAAAGUCUUAUUGGCUAUGCAACAGAGUUGAUCUUUAAAGAAUGGCUAUGCAAUGGAGCUAAUCUUGAAAGAAAUCAUUAGGUCUCUAUAACUGAUUUCUUGUACCAGGGAGUUUGUAAAACUGAAUUACAUAAUAUGCAUUUAGAAGGCCAUGGUGGCUUAGUGUUUAAAGUUUCUGUCUUACAGUAUCAGAGUCCAUGAUUUAGUCUUCUGUUUUGUGGAGUUUGCAUAUUCUUUCCAUGACUGCAUGAGUUUCAGUGUGUACUCCUAUUUCUUUUUACUUCCCAAAAAUAUGAAUUUUAAUUACAUACAUACAAUGUGUAUUGCAUUUACCUUUGCCCUUAGUGACGCAUAUCAUGAUAGGAAAUGGACAGUUGAAUAUAAGAUCACUUACUUUGUGAGUGUUACAGUCUGGAUUUCAAUGGCAUGAAAUAAUCAAUAAUCACUUCAUUUCAAUUUCCUUUUACAUCUUCUGUUGAGGAUUGCCAUGACAGCAGACCAAAAAAGGCAGACUAGGCUUCCCCUUCCCUAGCAACCAUUUCCAGAUUCUCCUAGGGUGUCCAUAGGUGUUCCAGGGGCAACUGCAAGAUAUAGUUAUUCCAACAUGCUCUGCCAUAUUCGUCAAAUAAAGACAUCAUAAAACUCUCAGAAAUGUAUAAGCAGUUGAUAAGUAUUUUAAAAUAAUAUGAACAUGCAUAAUCAAACUACUUUGUAAUAUGCAUUUAUUAAAUGCUCAUAUUGCUUUAUACAUUUUAUAAAAAGUUAUAACUCUGGAGAAUAUCAGUGCCAUUUAUUUCCUUCUGUUAAACAUUGACUGACACUAACUCAUGCAUCUUUUCAGAUACAAAAUCAGAAGCAUAUACUGAAGGAAAUAUUCAGAGCAGUAGCAAUAUAAGGAAUAUACAUCAAUAUUACAGUAUGUGCACAAGUUCACAAAAUGGUUUAUACAUUGCUUGCAAUAUUUUACUGAAUAAUAUUUUGCUGUCUUUUGCUGCAUUUUGAUCAUUACUUGGAAAUCACAAAAUAAUAAAAACUGCUCUUAAGGUGUAGGAAUUCCUUAAUAAAAUAUCAAACAG